AGAAUAAGCCGGGGUUUUUAAAUAAUAAUUUUGAGGCGGUGUGACGGGGGAAUCCCCCAAUCGCGUCAUCAGUAGGCGUGGAGGGGCGGGACUCGGUAGGCUGGGGCUGGGCUUUUAGAGCACCGGCGUAGCCGCUCGGAGCCUUUGCGCCCCUCCCGCGGUGUUUUUCCCGUGGCCUGGGUUUGCCCCGCGCGUGUCUGUGGAGGGCGGAAACAGCGGACGGGUCAGUCUCCUGGAGAAGAGGCCUAAUCCUCGCCCACCAUGUCCGGGGGCUUCGAGCUGCAGCCGCGGGACGGCGGUCCCCGGGUGGCCCUGGCGCCCGGGGAGACGGUGAUUGGCCGCGGGCCGCUGCUGGGAAUAACAGACAAGAGAGUAUCCAGAAAACAUGCCAUUCUUGAGGUGGUGGGUGGUCAGCUGCGAAUCAAACCGAUACACACAAAUCCAUGUUUUUAUCAGUCUUCAGAGAAGAGUCAGCUCGUACCAUUGAAGACAAAUCUAUGGUGCUAUUUGAAUCCUGGAGAUAGUUUUUCUUUGUUAGUUGACAAAUACAUUUUCCGCAUUCUCUCUAUACCCUCUGAAAUGGAAAUGGAAUGUACCUUAAGAAACAGUCAAAUGCUUGAUGAAGAUAAUGUACUGAAUGAAACACCAAAAUCCCCCAUUAUUAAUUUACCUCAUGAGACUACUGGUGCCUCACAACCGGAAGGAAGUGCAGAAAUAGCCAAGACCCAGAUGACUACCACAAAUAGUGUGUCUUUCCUAGGUGAAUGUAGAGACUUCAGUAAGCAGCAGCCAGUCCUUGCCGAGAGGAAAAGGAUCCUUCCAGCUUGGAUGUUAGCAGAACAUUUAAGUGAUCAAAACCUUUCAGUACCAGCAAUCAGUGGAGGUAAUGUAACCCAGGGAAGUGGAAAAGAAAUAGUCUGCAAAGAUAACACCCAACCAAACAUACCACAGCAAGGAAGAGGGCAAUUAAUUUCUGCAGGAAGUUCAGAAAAUACAUCAGCAGAACAAGACACAGGAGAAAAGCGCAAAAAUGCUGAUCAGGAAGAGUCUGUCAUUUCAACCAAGGAAAUGCCACAAUCAUUUUCUGCAGUCACAUUAAGUAAUGCAGAGAUGAAUAAUAUUAAGACUAAUACACAGAGAAAUAAACUUCCAAUAGAGGAACUUGGUAAAGUUUCUAAACGUAAAAUUGCCACCAAAAGAAAGCCACAUAAAGAUGAUGAUGCAGUGAGCUGUUUUGAGAAUUGUUUGAGUGCCCAGGGCGAGUCAUCCCGGGAUGAGUCUCAAGGGUCUCAUCCUGAGUCCAGCUCUAAUCCCUCCAAUUCAGUUCUACAAGGUUCUGAAGAAAACAAGGUCAAGAGGACAUCCUGCAUGUAUGGGGCAAACUGCUAUAGGAAGAAUCCUGUUCAUUUUCAAUGUUUUAGUCAUCCUGGUGAUAGUGAUUAUGGAGGUGUACAAAUCGUGGGCCAAGAUGAGACUGAUGACCGGCCUGAAUGUCCCUAUGGACCAUCCUGUUACAGGAAGAAUCCCCAGCACAAGAUAGAAUACAGACAUAGUAUGCUUCCAGUCUUCUGUUUUUCAGUGAGAAAUGUUUUAGAUGAAGAUAAUGAUAAUGUUGAGGAACCCAAUGAGUAUGACCUGAAUGACAGCUUUCCAGAUGAUGAGGAAGACGACUAUGAGCCAACAGAUGAAGAUUCUGACUGGGAACCAGGAAAAGAAGAUGAAGAGAAGGAAGACAUGGAAGAGCUUUUGAAAGAAGCAGAAAAGUUUAUGAAAAGAAAAAGAUAACUCAUUUCUGUAGUCAUAUGUACCUUACAUUUACUACUUCUUUGUGGGAAAACAUUUAUGAACUAAGGAGGUACUUAAGUGACAGUUAUUUUCCUUCUUUUGAUAAUGACUUUUACUACUGACUCUUUACAAAUGAGGCAUUGAAAUGUCAGCCUUCAGUAUAGUGGAUGGAAUUUAUUUUAUUGCCUUGCCUUUUUUUUGUCCUACUUAAGCAUAUGGAAAUAGGAAGAGAGAGAAGGCAAAGUAAAAAUGGAUGUUUUUAAUGUGCUUUGUAUAUUGGUAAUAAAAAGUAAAAGCCAUAGGUUG
Sapajus apella (tufted capuchin) is the source of this 2091-nucleotide messenger RNA. RefSeq names its product aprataxin and PNKP like factor (gene APLF). The record is from RefSeq and is a predicted model, not a curated record. Gene Ontology annotation, molecular function: DNA-(apurinic or apyrimidinic site) endonuclease activity; protein binding; 3'-5' exonuclease activity. Gene Ontology annotation, biological process: double-strand break repair. NCBI's taxonomy places the organism in Eukaryota, Metazoa, Chordata, Mammalia, Primates, Cebidae. The transcript is spliced from 10 exons. Gene Ontology annotation, cellular component: nucleus; site of double-strand break. Bases 262 to 1785 code for a protein of 507 amino acids.